This is a messenger RNA of Rotaria sp. Silwood1, 6243 nucleotides long. Lineage: Eukaryota; Metazoa; Rotifera; Eurotatoria; Philodinida; Philodinidae. The record is from the annotation of a GenBank genome assembly.
AUGCGUCGUCAAAGUGAAAAUAAUGAUAAUAGAUAUUAUGCUUAUUUACCUCCAACAAGUUCACCAUCAUCUCGAAAUACUUCCUCAAAUAGUAUAAACCGAAAUGCACAUUAUCAAUAUUAUGAUCCUCGUUUACGUACUCGACAACAAGCACAACAAAGUCUUUAUGAAAUUCAAUAUUCAAGUACAAGUCCUAAUCGAAGUCCAGCUUCUUUAUAUGGCUCACCCCGUCAUCAACAUUCUUAUCAACCACCAUCAUUUCUUCAAGAUUUACCAUCAUCAUCAGCAAAUACGAUUUCUGAUUUAGGCGAACCAAUAUCUAUAUUUGAUAAUAUUAAACCAUUAGAACAACGACGAGCUAUUGUUGCACCGCCUUUACCAUCAACAUAUGUACCACCUAAUAUAAAUCAACGUCCAUCUGUAAGUGAUGUUCGUCUUGCAACGGCACACGUAUUGAGAGAUCAAUUAUUAACUGAUAUUCAACGUACAAUAAAUGAUAUCGAUCGAGACUUAACUUCACUUGAACGACGACCUUCAUUACAACGUUAUAUACCACCACGUUUUUCACCUAUUAUAGAAUUAGAUAAUCAAGAUGAAAAUCUCUUUCGACAAACAACAAAGGCUACUAAAGCAGUUAGUGUUCCAGUAAAAAAACCUGUUCCAAUAAUAACGUCACCUAUGAAUAAAAAAGUUCAACAAACAUCAGCACAUUCAACAGCAACAACAAAAGAAGGAAAUAGUAGUACUAGCAGUCAAAUAUGGCCAAAUAAACCAAAACGAAUUUAUGAAGUUAUACCUAGUUUAACAAGUGAUUCAAGAAAAACAUCAAGACAAUCAUCUGUUGGUGCACAACAUGAACGAAUUAAAAUAACUGAAAUACAAUCACGACAAUCAACACCAAAACUCAUUGAAAAAAGUAUUUCAUCAUCACAGCUUCAAUUACGUGGUCAAUAUCAUUAUGCACCAGAAGUUGAAGAAGUUGAAAUACUUCCGAAUGAUCCAGAAAAUAUUGAUCAUAAAUUGACAUUAGAUGAAAUUCAAGAAACAAGUCCUUAUGAAACAUUAAAUACUGAUCAAUUUCUUCAUGAUUCAUCCAAUCCACUUGAAAGUCGUGUGAUAAUUUUUGUUCCAGAAGUUAGUGGUAAUAGUCGAAUAGGACAUAAUGAAUCUAUUGAAGACUUAAUUCAACAUGAUCAAAUUGAUAAUGCACAUAUUGCUCAACCAUUAACAGUUGACUCUUUUCAUGAUGUAAGACCAACUAAAGAAUUAACUAGUCAAGAUGCUCAAUCACUUAUUCAAACAGCACCAGAAGUUCAAAAUGAACCUGAACUUGAAUCUCGAAAUAUAAUUAUUCCUCAUGAAAUACAUCAUGAAACUGGAAUUGAUUUAGAAAAUCAAACUAAUCCAAUUAUUUCAAAACCUAUUCAACAUCGACGACCAUCAACAAAAGAUUCAAGAGCAACUUCAAUUACUACGAAUGAUCUUCAUGAAAAAUCAUCUUCAUUACAAAUACCAACGAUUGAUUCUACUGUUGUUGCUGCUUCAUUUUCUCCUCCUCCUCAACCUUCUUCUCCUCCACCAUCUCCUCCUUCUCAUCCUGCAGAUAGCAAUGCUAAUAGUCUUGCUCCUUAUUUCUUCAGUGAUUUUGGAAAUGAAGGCGAAGGCGAAGAAGAUACAAUAACAAUUGAUCCAAGCAACUUUGAUAUACCAACUGGUGCAGAUGUCAUUGCUGAUGAUAGAAAUAGUUUAAUGGAACAAUCUCAAACAUCAUUAUUACAUUUACACUCAGCACACGUGCCACAACAGCAACAACAACAACGCCAACAGCUUACCUCGGCAAUGUCGUCGAAUAUAAAAAAUAACAAUGAGCAUAGGCAAGUAGAAGAAAAUGAAGAAAUAGAAAGCAAAGAAACGGAUACAACGAACAAGCGUAUAACAACUACUACUUCAGUUUUACCGUCGUCGCCUCCGUCACCAAAAAAAAUCUUACCUUCUUCCAUUAUUGACGACAUGCAAACGCAAUUUAGUGGAGAAAACAGUACAAAUAACGACGAUCAUCAUCGACAACCAUCAACUAAAAUGGCAAAUACAGAUGCAGCCGAUUCAAAUAUCGAAGAACAAGAAAAAAGUUUAAAUAAUUCACAAAUUCGUCUUCGUUCACCAUCAUCAUCAAAAUCUUAUCAAAUGCAUUCUCGUAUUCAAUCAACAACAUCAGAAAAACAUGAUGAUGAACAAAUUAAAAAUAAUAAUGAUGAAAAACAUAGUUUAUCAUCAUCACGUCAUACUACUCCAUUAAAAAGUAUCGAUAAUGAACACAUUCAAACACCUGAAAGAAUUAAUUCUGCUAAUCAACGAAUAAAAUCAUCAUCAAGAACUUUAUCACGUAGUCAAUCUAGAACUUCGAAUCAUAUAAAAAAUGAUGAAGAAACAACACGUAUUGAUUCUGCAAGGAAAAUUUCAUCAAAUAAUCUCAAUAGAGAAAAUUCAACUACUAGUUCAAGAACAAUAUCUCGUCCAGCAUCGAUGGCUCCUAGUGAACAAUCUCAUACAAGUCAACGAAGACCUGCUUCAUUACGUCCUUCUUCUAAUAAUGAUGAACUAGGUCAAUUAAAUAAUUCACAUGAUUAUAUGAAUAAAACACUAACAAAUGAAAAUGAACCAAAUGCAUUUUCAGCUGAAAGUGAACAUUUUCUUCAUCAUGAACAACAAACACCAUAUGAUCUUAAUCAACGAUUACCAAGUAAUUAUUCAAUAUCUAAUCCUAGUGAGUCUCGCCGAAGUUCAACAGCAAGUUCAACACUUCCUGUUACACUUAAUUCACCUGAUAAUGCAGAUAAUCAACCAAAAACAUCAAGAACAACGACACCCAAGAAAAAAAAUUCUGUUUCUUCAAUUGAUAUACCAUCUGAUCCAAAUGUACUUCUUACAACAACUGAUGAACCAGAUCCCAAUGAUCCAUCAAUAAUAAAUAGUACAAUACAUUUACAAAUAUUAUCAUCUCAACAACCAAAUACUGAUAUAUCUAUUAUAGAACGUAAUGAACCUAGUCCAUUAGAAAAUAUUGUACCAUUACAAGAACUUCCUACUCGUGUUCAAUCUGUUGAAUUACCAACCGAAGAAAAUUUACAUAAAUCUCCCUCGAGUUUACAUCGUAGUCCGUCAGUUGAAAUUGAACUUGUACCUAAUAAUGAAUUACCGCCAGUAUCACCAGAAAAUAGUAUGCGUCUUCAAUCUGUUUCACCAUCCAAUCAUGAACAAGAAGAAUUAUUACAUCAAACACCCUCACCAUCUAACAUUGAACAUCAACAAGAAUUAUUAAUUCAAAGUCCUUUACUUUCUUAUCCAAAAACUCUUGAAGAUUUAAAGCGUUCAACUUCUCCACCAUUUCUGUCGCCAAAUGAAUAUAAACAACAAGAACAAGAUGAAAAUAAUCGAUUACCCACAGUAUCAACACCAAUUAAUGAUGCAAAAACAACAACAAAUGAUUAUCAUCAUACAGAACAAAUUUUAUCGGAUAAAUUAGAACAUUAUGAUAUACAUUCACCCUUAAGUUCUCCACGUCGUAGCGUAUUAUCCAAUACUAAUCAUACAUCUGUUGAAAGUGAUAGUUCAUAUAGACAAAAAUUAGAUACACCAUCAAUAUCUUCUCAAAACGAACGAAUUAUAUCUCCUGUUCGUGAUGAUAAUAUUAAUAAUAAUCAAUAUGAAAUUCCAAAACAAAAUUUAAUAUCAAUACCCAUCAAACAAAUACUUCCUAAUGAAAAUCAACAAUAUCCAUCAUCAGAAAAAUCAAAUUCACCAAUACAUGUUGAGUAUCAACAACGUAAUGAUGAACAUUUAUAUCGAAAUGAUAUUCAACUUAGUUCCGCAUCAAUUAAAUUUCCUAAAAAUCAUUCUGCACAUUCAUCAUCAUCAUCACAAAUUCGACCCAUAUCUAAUGAAGAAGAUUUUCCAUCGAUGACACCAAGUCAACUACAUUCAAAAUUAUCACUUCGAGUACGACGAAAAAAAUCAAAACGAAAAAAAUCAAUUGAUGAUCAACAACCAUCAUCACCACAAAUUGAUACAGCUGAUAUGAAUACAAUGAGUAAUGAUGAUGAGAUUUUGGAAAAAGAACCAAAACAACGACAACGUCGACGAGUAUCAUUUUCAAGUAGUAUUGCACAUUAUCACAUGGAAGAACGACAACUUUUAACUAAUUGGCGUGAACGUGUUGCUGCUAUUUUAGCAAGCAAACAUCGUCAAAAUGAAAAAUAUGCUCAUAUACAAUCACGCGUUAAUUCAUUUGGUAAUUUUGAAUAUCAACCAAAAAAGAUAAAGAUUGUACCUGUUAAAAAGCUACCACCAAAAGUUAUUGAACAAACAAAUGUUGAAGAAAAUAAAUUUGUAAAACGAAAAAAAUUCAAAAUAAAAAAACCAAAACCUCGACCAGUGAUAUCCAUUGAAGAUCAAACUGAUGAUGAACAACAACAACAACCAAUUCAGUCAGCAAAAGAGCCGGCACCUCAGUUAUUCGGACGACUUUGGUGCCUACCCGACGGAAGUCCGACAGUUUUUCAUGAAUCUCUCGCAUGGAAUGUUGCAUCAAAAUUGAGAAGUUAUUCGUAUGAAAAUCUUAAUUUUGAACCCCAUCGAAGUGAAUUUAAAAUUUUUAAUAAAAAACCCAAAUGGAAUAGUGAAUCGAAAUUAGCCGAACUUCGAAAAGAACAUCCUCAUCGACAACAUAUUGCUUCAACUAAUUUAUUACCAAUGAUACCUGAUAGAGGUGAACCAUACUUUUAUCAACAAUCAAGUUUAGAACCUGGCAUGGAAAGAAAAAUUUUUAAUGAAAGACCUGUAUGGACAGGAAAAUCAAAAAUAAAAGAUACAACAUGGCAAAAUAUAAAUUAUCAACCAAAAAAAUCCAAAGUUCAAAUUUUUCAUAAAUCAGUUCAUUGGAAUAGUGAACCAAAAAUUCGAACACGUUCACCAUCUACAAUUUAUCCAUCACGAACAUCAAUGAGUAAUGUUCAAAUAUUUGAUCAAAAAUUAAAUUGGGAUUCUCAAGCAAAAGUACAUUGUUGGUCAGAAAUUGAUCUUCGUCAAUUAACAAAAAAGAAAGCAAUUUUUGCUCAAUAUCAUGAUCCAAAAUGGAAUGAUAUCGUAACACCUCGUGUUGAUACAACUAAUUAUAAUUAUUCAAAACUUUCAAAUCAUGUUGAAAUUUUCUCUGAUCGACUUGCCUGGACAAAAGAUUCAGAAUUAAAAGAUUAUGUUUGGGAAAAUUUUGAUUAUAAAUCACAUCCACGAACUCGACAGAGUCCAGCAAAUAAACCAAAAUGGAAUGCGGUAAGCAAACCGCGCAGUGUCAAUACAGUUUACAAUCCAAAAGUAACAAAUUCAACUGUGAUACGACGAGGAUGGGAUCAAGAUCUUCGCCGAAGACGAGUUCACAAAUUACCACCAUUAAAACGAAAAAGAAAACGUGAUGAUAUACCACAGUUAUCUAUUGAUACUCUUCCACCGUCGUUACCAUCGAAUGCACAAUUAGCUAUUGAUUAUAAUUAUGAUCAUUCCUCAACAACACAAGAACGUACGAUUAGUUAUGGUUACCCAACAACGUCGUCAAGACGAUCAAGUAAAGCGCUUGUUCCAAUAAACCAUCAUCGACAUUUGGCGGAGCUUGAAUUGCUUAAUGAAACUCCGCGAUCACAACGACCAGUACAACAAGAAUGGUAUGAUGAAAUGAAUAAAUCUCGUUUAACACAUAGAACAGAUAUAGAGCGUAUGACAAAUCAUUCAUUUCGAAAUUCCAUUGAUUCGCUUCAUCAACCAAAUACACCUCGAGAAUUAGCAACAUUUCGUUCAUCUACACGAAAUAGUCAAAAUAGUGUUAUGAGUGGUACAUUACUUGAUUCAAGUGUUCGAACAAAUCGAACAACGGAAUUUCGUCUUUCAAAAGACAUGGAUGAACAUCAUCAACAUUCUCAUACACCAAGUCAGUCAAUGCCUAUUGAAAUACGUGGUUUUAAACUUGAAGGUACACAAUUGAGUGUACCUGAUCAUGCAACAAUUCGUCCAUUAUCAAAUGUUAGUUAUGGAGCAAGUGAACGAGUUAAAAGUCGUCGAAUAUAUCCAUGGAGUAGUUUACAUCCACAUAGAACAUCAAGUCGAAAUAGUUCAUUGGUACCUAUUGCAGAAUUUCGACGUCCAUCACUUGAAACAACAAUAACUGAAGCUCAACAAUUAAUUCAUGAAGAAUAA